Molecule: messenger RNA, 1403 nt
Organism: Prunus avium (sweet cherry)
Lineage: Eukaryota; Viridiplantae; Streptophyta; Magnoliopsida; Rosales; Rosaceae
Biological process (GO): response to auxin
Source: RefSeq, a predicted model, not a curated record
AUAACACAACAACAACUAUUCAUUUCAUUUUCCACUUCACCAACAUUACAAAUAUAUAGUCAUCCAUAUUUGUAUUUAUCUUUGUUUUUUUUGUUUUUGGGUUUAUAGAAUUAGAAGAGGCCGUUAGGUUUCUUUGGUUGCCAGGAAAACCGAAAAAACAGAGUCCACCGAAAUCGUAGGUGGAGCGAGUGAGAAAGGAAAAUUUUCCUCCGAAAAUUGAUGGGAACACAAAAGUAGUAAAAAACUCCCAACUUCAUUUUCCAUUUUCUCUCCGGGAUGGGAUUUAUUGUCAUUAUUAUUAGAAACACUUAGACUUCCUUGGAAAAAAUUUAUCUCUCUGUUUGGAGAGCUCGCUCUGUGUAUAUCCUUCCGAAGCUCUAUGGCGUUUCUUCUUCGGGUUUGCAGCUGAUAUCCUCCCCAUCCUCAGUGCAAGAAGAUCUGAUGAGACCUUGUUGUCUGGAAUCGGACACUGUGAAUUCUGUGUUGGGAUUCUUUCAACAAUUGUGGUAAACAUCGAGCAAUGGAUGACAAUGGUAGCAGCAAGUUGACCGGGAUCAGGCAGAUUGUCAAGUUCAAAGAAAUCCUGCAGAAGUGGCAAGUUGUCACACUCGGCUCGAGGGCAAACAGCCCCCGAGCCAGCACCCGCUCUGAUCGAGGGGAGGGCACUCCUCGUCGAGGGGAGGGCACUCCUCGUUGUGGGGAAGGCGCUUCCCAUAGAGAGGAGGGCACGCCCCAUUCUGAUCGAAGUCGCGGGGGAAUUUCACCGGCAAUCAGCAAGAGGCUAACAAAUAUUAUUUGUGAUUCGGACGAGGAUAACGGCCACAGUCCCGAACCGCCAGCAGAUGUUCCCGAAGGGUACUUGGCGGUUUAUGUUGGACCGGAGCUUCGGAGGUUCAUCAUUCCCACUAGCUACCUCAGCCACUCCCUUUUCAAAGUAUUGCUGGAGAAGGCUGAGGAGGAAUUUGGGUUUGAUCAUAAUGGCGGGCUCACCAUCCCAUGUGAGACUGAGACCUUCAAGUACCUCUUGAAGUGCAUGGAGAACCAUCAGAAUGCUCACCCUGAUGAAAGCCCAGCUGGAAACUGGAAACUAAUUCAAUGAAGAGUUAGUAAUUGUGAUGAUGUUCUUAGUGGUCCAGGUUUUAGGGCUGAUUUUCUUUGUUGUAAAGAGCAGGGUCUCCUUGUAUGCAGACAUCUUUUUUCAUUUCUCUUUUUGUUUUUAAUUAACAAACAAUAGGAGAAGUUUUUUAGCUAGAUAUUUUGAUGCUGUGGUGGUGCAUCCAAUUUGGUGAUAGAGUGGUGAUUAUUUUCUCUGAUUGAAUGUGACCUACAUGCAUCUGAUGUUUGAUCAAGUAUGAAACACAUUUGUCCUCUCCGCUAAAAUAUAUAUAUGCCAAUAUUACUUA